This is a messenger RNA of Eruca vesicaria subsp. sativa (arugula), 1668 nucleotides long. NCBI's taxonomy places the organism in Eukaryota, Viridiplantae, Streptophyta, Magnoliopsida, Brassicales, Brassicaceae. The record is from the annotation of a GenBank genome assembly.
AUGGACAUGUUGAGGUCAUCUGAUCAGUCUCAGUUCGUGUCCUAUGACCCUUCUUCCGCCGCCUCCUCUUCUCCUUAUCUCCUCGAUAAUUUCUAUGGUUGGACAAAUCAAAAGCCUCAAGAGUUUUUCAAAGAUGAAGCUCAGAUAGCAGCAGCUUCAAUGGCUGAUUCAACGAUCCUAGCAACGUUCGUAGACCCACAAACUCAUUCUCACAAUCACAUCCCUAAGCUUGAAGAUUUUCUCGGUGACAAUAGUCAAACCGAAACACAAGACUCUUCUUCCCUCACUCACAUCUACGAUCCACGUCACCACCAAAACCAAACCCACCACCAAACCGGGUUUUACUCUGAUCAUAACCACGAGUUUAAAACCAUGGCCGGUUUUCAAACCGCCUUCUCAACUAACUCCGGUUCCGAAGUAGAAGACUCGGCCUCCAUAGGGAGGACUCAUCUAACUGGAGAGUAUUUAGGACACGUGGUGGAGUCUUCCGGUCCGGAGCUUGGUGGUUUUCACGGUGGAGUUAACACAGGAGGAGCUUUGUCACUUGGUGUUAACGUUAAUAACACAACGAACAGGACUAGUAGUGAUCAUAAUCAGAUCGCUGAGCAUCGUUACAAUGGUGAAAGAACCAACAACAAUAGGGAAGACAAGACGGUUUCUGAGAAGGAGAAGGCUGUUGUGGCUGUGGAGACAGCAGAUUGUUCUAACAAGAAGAUCCCUGAUACGUUUGGACAAAGGACUUCUAUCUACAGAGGAGUUACAAGACAUAGAUGGACGGGAAGAUAUGAAGCACAUCUAUGGGAUAAUAGCUGUAGAAGAGAAGGUCAGGCCAGGAAAGGACGUCAAGGUGGAUAUGACAAAGAAGAUAAAGCAGCUCGAGCUUACGAUCUAGCAGCUCUUAAAUACUGGAAUGCUGCUGCUACCACCAACUUCCCUAUUACAAAUUACUCAAAAGAACUGGAGGAAAUGAAACACAUGACCAAACAAGAGUUCAUUGCUUCCCUUAGGAGGAAGAGUAGCGGAUUCUCUAGAGGAGCUUCGAUAUACAGAGGUGUUACAAGGCAUCAUCAACAAGGACGUUGGCAAGCAAGAAUCGGCCGUGUUGCAGGCAACAAAGAUCUUUACCUAGGAACCUUUGCAACGGAAGAGGAAGCAGCUGAGGCAUACGACAUAGCAGCAAUCAAAUUCAGGGGAAUAAACGCUGUAACCAACUUUGAGAUGAACCGUUACGAUGUUGAAGCCAUCAUGAAGAGUGCACUUCCCAUUGGUGGUGCAGCAAAACGUCUUAAACUCUCUUUAGAAGCUGCUUCAGCUGAGCAGAAACCAAUCCUCAGUCAUCAGCAUCAACUCCACCAUUUCCAACAACAACAGCUUCAGUCAUCUACCAACCAUAGUAGCAUUAACUUCGCUCUUUGUCCUAACUCAACCGUUCAAUCUCAGAUGAUUCCAUGUGGUAUCCCUUUUGAAGCAGCUGCUCUAUACCAUCAUCAACAGCAACAACAACAACAGCUACAGCAACAGAACUUCUUCCAGCAUUUUCCGGCGAAUGUUCAAGCUUCUGACUCAACAGGCUCUAAUAAUAACAACUCCAACAACGUUCAAGGUUCAAUGGGACUUAUGGCGCCAAAUCAGGCUGAGUUCUUCCUCUGGCCUAACCAGACUUACUAA